AUGGCGCGGAGCAGGACCGAGGUGGAGGCCCAGCGCCAGCUGUUUUCGCAGGUGGCCUGGGCGCGGGCCCCUGCCUGCACCCGUUUGCCAGUCUGCAAAGAGGACGCAGGUCGCUACCCAGAGCUGCUGGACACAGAGACCCAGGCCCCCGUGGCCUCCAUCCGGAAGGACCCACAGGACGCCCAGCUGCACGGGCUCAGAGAGGCUCUGCGGGGCCUGGGCCUGAAGUCUGUGUCAGAAUUGCCUGCCCCCACGUGGUUCGAGCACGUCAGCAUGCUGGUCAUCAUGCUCAACUGCGUCACCCUGGGCAUGUUCCGGCCUUGCGAGGACGUCAAGUGCCGCUCGGAGCGCUGCAGCAUCCUGGAGGCCUUCGACGACUUCAUCUUCGCCUUCUUCGCGGUGGAGAUGGUCAUCAAGAUGGUCGCCCUGGGGCUGUUCGGGCAGAAGUGCUACCUGGGCGACACGUGGAACAGGCUGGACUUCUUCAUCGUCAUGGCGGGGUACAGCUCCAUCUGCCCACACCCAGCUCUGUUAAGCCGGGGGCCUGAUGCACCUGAAGUGGCCCCUUGCCUGACCCCACCUGGCCGGGACCCCACCCCUCAGACUCCAUGGUCCUCGGCCCCCCAGGAAGAGGGCAUGCGCAUCCUGGUCACGCUGCUGCUGGACACGCUGCCCAUGCUGGGGAACGUGCUCCUGCUCUGCUUCUUCGUCUUCUUCAUCUUCGGCAUCGUGGGCGUCCAGCUGUGGGCCGGCCUGCUGCGUAACCGCUGCUUCCUGGACAGCGCCUUCGUCAGGAACAACAACCUCACCUUCCUGCGGCCGUACUACCAGACGGAGGAGGGUGACGAGAACCCCUUCAUCUGCUCCUCGCGCCGAGACAACGGCAUGCAGAAGUGCUCGCACAUCCCCAGCCGCCGUGAGCUGCGCGUGGAGUGCACGCUGGGCUGGGAGGCCUACGGGCAGCUGCAGGCCGAGGGCGUGGGCGGCGCCAGCCACAACGCCUGCAUCAACUGGAACCAGUACUACAACGUCUGCCGCUCCGGCGACUCCAACCCCCACAACGGCGCCAUCAACUUCGACAACAUCGGCUACGCCUGGAUCGCCAUCUUCCAGGGGAUCACGCUGGAGGGCUGGGUGGACAUCAUGUACUACGUCAUGGACGCCCACUCCUUCUACAACUUUAUCUACUUCAUUCUGCUCAUCAUCGUGGGCUCCUUCUUCAUGAUCAACCUGUGCCUGGUGGUGAUCGCUACGCAGUUCUCAGAGACGAAGCAGCGGGAGAACCAACUGAUGCGGGAGCAGCGCGCCCGCUACCUGUCGGACGACAGCACGCUGGCCAGCUUCUCAGAGCCAGGCAGCUGCUACGAGGAGCUGCUCAAGUACGUGGGCCACAUCUGCCGCAAGGUCAAGCGGCGCAGCCUGCGCCUCUAUGCGCGCUGGCAGAGCCGCUGGUGCCAGAAGGCGGACCCCAGCAGCCCCCUGCACGGCCAGGGCCUCGGGCACCCGCCGCGGCGGGCAAGCAGGCGUGCGGCCUCCAUUCACCAUCUGGUCUACCACCACCACCACCACCACCACCACCACUACCACUUCAGCCACAGCAGCCCACGCCGGCCCAGCCCUGAGCGAGGCACCAGAGACACCAGUCUGGUCCGGGCUAGAGCGCUGCCCUCACCACCCUCGCCCAGCCCCGGGCCGCUGGAUGCCGAGUCGGUGCACAGCGUGUACCAUGCGGACUGCCACGUGGAAGGGCCGCAGGAGCGGGCUCAGGUGGUACAGGCCGCGGCCACCGCCGCCAGCCUCAAGCUGGCCAUGGGGCUGGGCACCAUGAACUACCCCACCAUCCUGCCCUCGGCGCCUGGUAGCGGCAAAGACGGCACCAGCCCCAGGUCCAAGGGGAAGCGGGCCAGUCGGCCACCAGGGGCCGGAGGGCACAGCUCCCUCAGCCUGAGCAGCCACGACCCCUAUGAGAAGAUCCAGCAUUUGGUUGGGGAACAUGGACUGGGCCAGGCCUCCAGCCGCCUGUCAGGCCUGAGCGUGCCCUGCCCCCUGCCCAGCCCCCAGGCGGGCACGCUGACCUGCGAGCUGAAGGACUGUCCGUACUGCGCGAGCGCCCUGGGAGACCCCGAGUUUGAGUUCAGCGACUCGGAGAGUGGAGACUCGGACGGCAACGCGGUCUAUGAGUUCACACAGGAUGUGCGGCACGGGGACCACCGCGACCCCAUGCAGCCGACCCCAGUGGCCGGCACACCAGCCCAGGGCAGUGUGCGGAGGCGGGCACAGCAGCGGGUGGCCUCUGGCAAGCCUGGUGGGCUCGGCCACGUGUGGGCUACCGUCAGUGGCAAACUGCGCAGGAUCGUGGACAGCAAGUACUUCAACCGCGGCAUCAUGAUGGCCAUCCUCACCAACACCCUGAGCAUGGGCAUUGAGUACCACGAGCAGCCGGACGAGCUGACCAACGCCCUGGAGAUCAGCAACAUCGUGUUCACCAGCAUGUUCGCCCUGGAGAUGCUGCUGAAGCUGCUGGCCUGCGGCCCGCUGGGCUACAUCCAGAACCCCUACAACAUCUUCGACGGCGUCAUCGUGGUCAUCAGCGUCUGGGAGAUCAUCGGGCAGGCGGACGGCGGGCUGUCGGUGCUGCGGACCUUCCGGCUGCUGCGGGUGCUGAAGCUGGUGCGCUUCAUGCCGGCGCUGCGGCGCCAGCUGGUGGUGCUCAUGAAGACCAUGGACAACGUGGCCACCUUCUGCAUGCUGCUCAUGCUCUUCAUCUUCAUCUUCAGCAUCCUGGGUAUGCACCUCUUCGGCUGCAAGUUCAGCCUGAAGACAGACACUGGAGACACGGUCCCUGACAGGAAGAACUUUGACUCCCUGCUGUGGGCCAUCGUCACCGUGUUCCAGAUCCUCACCCAGGAGGACUGGAACGUCGUCCUCUACAACGGCAUGGCCUCCACCUCCUCCUGGGCCGCCCUCUACUUCGUGGCCCUGAUGACCUUUGGCAACUACGUGCUCUUCAACCUGCUGGUGGCCAUCCUGGUGGAGGGCUUCCAGGCGGAGGGCGACGCCAACAGGUCUGACACGGACGAAGACAAGACGUCCACUCACUUGGAAGAGGAUUUCGACAAGUUCAGAGACCUCAGGGCCACAGAGAUGAAGAUGUACUCCCUGGCCGUGACCCCCAACGGGCACCUGGAGGGCCGGGGCAGCCUGCCCCCUCCAGUCAUCAUGCGCACAGCGGCCACGCCCAUGCCCACCCCCAAGAGCUCCCCCAACUUGGACACGGCCCAUGGCCUCCUGGACUCCCGGCGUGGCAGCAGCAGCUCCGUGGACCCUCAGCUGGGGGACCAGAAGUCUCUGUCCAGCGUCCGCAGUUCGCCCUGUACCCCCUGGGGCCCCAAUAGCGCCUGGAGCAGCCGGCGCUCAAGCUGGAACAGCCUGGGCCGCGCGCCCAGCCUCAAGCGCCGGAGCCAGUGUGGGGAGCGGGAGUCCCUGCUGUCGGGCGAGGGCAAGGGCAGCACAGAUGAGGAGGCUGAGGACGGCAGGCCCAGGGUGGGCGCCUCGCCCUGCACACGUGCCACCCCGCUGCGGCGCACCGAGUCCCUGGACCCCCGCGGCGCGCUGGACACGCAGCCCCUGCGGCCGGCCACCCUGCUGCCCACCAAGCUCCAUGACUGCAACGGGCAGAUGCUGGCCCUGCCCAGCGAGUUCUUCCUGCGCAUAGAUAGCCACAAGGAGGACCCAGCCGAGUUUGACGACGACAUGGAGGAUAGCUGCUGCUCACGCCUGCGCAAGGUGCUGGAGCCCUACAAGCCCGAGUGGUGUCGGAGCCGUGAGCCCUGGUCGCUGUACCUGUUCUCCCCGCAGAACAGGUUUCGUGCCUCCUGCCAGAAAAUCAUUGCUCACAAGAUGUUUGAUCACGUCGUCUUGGUUUUCAUCUUCCUCAACUGUAUCACCAUCGCCCUGGAGAGGCCGGACAUCGACCCAGGAAGCACGGAGCGCGUCUUCCUCAACGUCUCCAACUAUAUCUUCACGGCAAUCUUCGUGGCUGAGAUGACGGUGAAGGUGGUGGCCCUCGGCCUGGUGUCUGGCGAGCACGCCUACCCGCAGAGCAGCUGGAAUGUGCUGGACGGGCUGCUGGUCCUGGUGUCCCUGGUCGACAUCAUCGUGGCCUUGGCCUCCGCUGGUGGCGCCAAGAUCCUGGGCAUCCUGCGUGUGCUGCGCCUGCUGCGGACACUCCGGCCUCUGAG
Messenger RNA from Myotis lucifugus (little brown bat), 4241 nucleotides. It is a transcript of the gene CACNA1H, whose product is annotated as calcium voltage-gated channel subunit alpha1 H. The record is from RefSeq and is a predicted model, not a curated record. The annotation marks the transcript as partial. Gene Ontology annotation, biological process: positive regulation of calcium ion-dependent exocytosis; calcium ion import; calcium ion transmembrane transport. The transcript has 20 exons. Gene Ontology annotation, cellular component: neuron projection; voltage-gated calcium channel complex; plasma membrane. NCBI's taxonomy places the organism in Eukaryota, Metazoa, Chordata, Mammalia, Chiroptera, Vespertilionidae. Gene Ontology annotation, molecular function: voltage-gated sodium channel activity; low voltage-gated calcium channel activity.